AUGUCAAACUUCACCGAAAUCUUUCUCCAAAGCCUCCCCCUCCCAUAUCCCUCCUACCCGUUCGAUGACAAGACCGUCAUCGUCACCGGCUCCAACACCGGCCUCGGCCUCGAAGCCGCCCGCCACUUUGCCCGCCUCGGCGCCGCCCGCGUCAUCCUCGCCGUGCGCAACCUCGAAAAAGGCGAAUCCGCCAAGUCCUCCAUCGUCUCCACCACCGACUGCAACCCCUCCGCCAUCGAGGUCUGGAAACUCGACAUGAGCUCCUUCGCGUGCACGAACGAGUUCAUCGAGCGGGCGCUGGCGCUCCCAAAACUGGACGUCGUGGUGCUGAAUGCGGGCAUCGCAACCGGUAAUUGGCGGGUGACGGAUGACGGGUGGGAGUCGACGCUGCAGGUGAAUGUGCUUUCAACGGCGCUGCUGGCGCUGCGACUGUUGCCGAAGAUGGUACAGUCGGGGAGGGAGAACCCGAGGUGGAGGCCGCACCUAGUGAUUGUUGCGUCGGAGGUGCAUCGAUGGGCGAACGUGGCGGCGCAGUAUAACACCUGGCCCACGCAGGCUGAGAAGGGCAUCUUGGCCCAUAUCAAUGAUAGGGUAAAGACGGAGAAGGAUAUGGGGGGGCGGUACCCACUGUCGAAACUGCUGGAUGUGUAUCUGGCGAGGGAGAUUGCGAAGAUCACGCCGGUGGAUGGGGGCGGGAAGCCGGCGGUGGUGGUGAAUACGUUGAAUCCGGGGUUUUGCUAUUCGGAGCUAGGGAGGGAGUUAGGGUUGAAAAUGAGGGUGUUGCAGAUGUGCUUUGCGAGGCCGACGGAGAAGGGGAGUAGGACGUUAGUGGAUGCGGCGUGUAAGGGGCCUAGGAGCCAUGGGUGCUAUUUAAGUAACUGUGAGAUUGAGACGCCAGCGGACUGGGUGACGAGUGAGAAUGGACAGGCGACGCAGAAGAGGUUCUGGAACGAGAUGCUGGAUGUCCUAGAGCCCGUGUCGCCGGGGUUGAAGAAGUCCGUUCAAAAGCUGCAGUAG
Molecule: messenger RNA, 1017 nt
Organism: Morchella sextelata
Lineage: Eukaryota; Fungi; Ascomycota; Pezizomycetes; Pezizales; Morchellaceae
Exons: 2
Coding region: 1-1017 (338 amino acids)
Source: RefSeq, a predicted model, not a curated record